Molecule: messenger RNA, 6854 nt
Organism: Mizuhopecten yessoensis (Yesso scallop)
Lineage: Eukaryota; Metazoa; Mollusca; Bivalvia; Pectinida; Pectinidae
Product: serine/threonine-protein phosphatase 6 regulatory ankyrin repeat subunit B-like
Exons: 28
Coding region: 632-5788 (1718 amino acids)
Biological process (GO): GPI anchor biosynthetic process; calcium ion transmembrane transport
Cellular component (GO): membrane; glycosylphosphatidylinositol-N-acetylglucosaminyltransferase (GPI-GnT) complex
Molecular function (GO): calcium channel activity; protein binding
Source: RefSeq, a predicted model, not a curated record
CUGACGCCGCGUUCACGAAGGGGGACGUACCAUGUAUGUGUUUUUAUUACUUAUAAUCAAUUAUAUUUUAUUACUAUGGAAUUUACGCAACAGUUCGCCCGUCUGUUAUGCUGAAAUCCAGUUUUGGUGUAAUAAAUCAAAUUAACCUCACUUUCAAAGUAAAAAACACACGACUAGUUAUCAACACUGCAGCAUACCAAAUGCCUGGUAUGGCCGUCACGUGCCAAUCAAUGACGUCGUGGUUUAGAAAUGUUCUGGUAUCAUAAAACGCUUUGCUAUUAGACACAUGUGUAUCCUUUGGGUGCCGUUAAAUGGAAUGACAUGUCAUCAAAACUAGGACAUUUAGUUCCGGAAAUGCAUAAGGUAGAUUAAUUUCGAUCUAAUUUGUGAUUAUUUAGUGUGUGUUGAUACUGUGGAAUACAAAUCGUGUUAAUCAUUUGUGGAUAAGGAUACCAUAUACAAAAACGGCAAUAGUGACGGACAAAUACUUGUAUACAUGAUAUUACGAGGAAUAUGUGAUGUUUAAAAUCCAAGUAAGUUAUAUCGGGGGGAAAAAGGAAAAAUUAAAAGUGUAUUUUAAGAUGAUGUCAUCAUUGGAGAAAAGAAUUUCGUUUUUCGCUUGGGGGUUUUGAUGGAAACAAAGGAGAACAAAGUACCGGAACCGGAAGUAGAUGUGAAGAAAGAAGAUGUAGCUGUUGAGCCCCCCUCUACGGAGGGGGUCCCGGGGUUAGAUGAUGAUCCUGGAGGGUACGGCGCGGGAUCAGAAAGCACAAUAUCCAGUGGAAUAGGGACGGGGAAGAGCUCGGAGAACAACUCCGACACAAUGUCGGUGAGUUCCGGUGGGACUAUUCAGUCCGUCCCGACAUCUGGAAAGGUUUUGGGUCUGUGUCAGAGGGGCGAGUGGAUGACUCUUGACCAGCACCUUCGGGCACUCCAGAAGGGUCACACUGACCUCUCCCAACAGGAUGAGGAGACGGGACAGACACCUCUGAUGGUGGUUGUCAAGGAGAACAAACUAGUGGUGGCCGAACGACUUUUGGACCUAGGGGCACAGAUCAACGAACGGGCAAAGGACGAUCGGACCGCCCUCCAUUUCGCUGCAGCCUUUGCCAAGGAUGACGUGGUGCGACUCCUCAUCAAUAGGAAAGCUGAUGUCAACCUUCCAGGAGGGCCCAAGGGCCAGUUACCCCUCCACAUGGCCUGUGCUCGGACCAGCGGGGCGGUUACCGUUGUCCAGCUGCUGCUCAAGGCUUCCAACAAAGAUGGCCGCCUUUACCCAGACAAGAAUGGUGCCAUACCCUUGUUUCUGGCUGCGGAGGCUGGCAAUGUGGCUGUGUGUAAGGAACUUCUGUACCAACAUGCAGACCAACAACUCAAGAUGCAGAGGAAGGACAAUGGUGAUACAGUACUGCACAUCUCGUGUCGGCGCCGGGACCUUGACUUCGCCAAGAUGUUAGUCGAGUCAGGUGCACCUGUGGACACCAUGAAUGAUGAGAAACAGACUCCCCUCCACCUGGCAGCCUGGGAGGGGGAUGAGCAAAUGGUCAAAUAUUUGUAUCAGAUGAAGGCUAACCCAAACCUCACAGACACGUUUGACCGUGGUCCAGUGCACAUCGCAGCUGAACGGGGCCAUACUAAUGUGGUUGACCUACUAGUGGACAAAUGUAAAGCGUCCAUCUCGGCCCGCACCAAGGACGGCAGCACACUCAUGCACAUUGCCUCCCAAUAUGGACACCCAGAUACUGCUCUUGCCUUCCUCAAAAAGGGUGUGCCCCUUCACAUGCCAAAUAAGUCUGGGGCUAUUUGCUUACAUGCAGCUGCAAUGAAGGGUCAUACCAAUGUUGUUCGGUCAUUACUGACCAAAGGUGCAUCUGUAGACUCCAAAACAAAGGAUGGGUACACACCUCUUCACCUGGCUGUCGAGUGCUGUAAACCUCAGGUGGUACAGAUGCUGCUUGGCUUUGGGGCCCAAGUUGAGUUAAAGGGAGGACAGGCCCAGGAGACGCCCCUCCACAUUGCGGCAAGGACCAAGGAGGGAGAGAAGUGUGGGGAGAUGCUCCUGAAGAGUGGAGCCAAUGUAAACGCCUCACAAGAGAAUGGAGAGACUGCUAUGCAUAUUGCUGCUAGAUAUGGCCAGCUUAAGAUGGUGAUUGCACUGCUGGAAGAGGGAGGCAACCCCACACAACAGUCCAAGGUUGGAGAAACACCUCUCCAUGUGGCGGUGCGACACUGUCACCUAGAGGUUACUACAGAACUCCUCCUCUACGUCACACGACACAAGGCACGCAUCGACGCCGUCAUGUUAGUUAAUCAACAUAAUUGGGAGGGAGAAACAUCUGUUCACUAUGUGGCUGAGCUCACUAAGAACAUGGCUCACAGUGAGUUUGAGGACACGGACAUCACCAGGCUGCUGCUGGAGUAUGAUGGGGAUACAAGUAUACAGACAAAACUGACCCAUGAGUCACCACUACACUACAGUGCCAGGUCAGGAAACGAAGAUAUCCUGAUGGAGAUUGUAAAAAAUAUCAAAACUAGCGUCCAGUCAGCGGUUAAUACACAAUCAAAGAAUGGGUGGUCUCCUCUGUUGGUGGCCAGUGAGCAAGGUCACCUUCAAAUUGUCAAAAUUCUGCUGCAGAACCAUGCCCGGGUAGAUGUGUUUGAUGAGCAUCAUGGGAAGGCAGCCCUUCACCUGUCAGCAGAGAAUGGCCAUGACCUUGUAGCUGAUGUCCUUCUGUGGCACAAAGCUUUCGUCAAUGCCAAGUCUAAACUGGGGGUCACACCGCUCCAUCUAGCAGCUCAGAAUGGGUUCAACAAGCUGGUCAAACUCCUACUGGAAACCCACGGGGCCACCAUUGAUGCCUUGUCACUGGCUAAAAGGACUCCAUUGCACUACGCAGCCCAAAAUGGUCAGAUGGAGGUGUGCAGUACGCUUCUGAAGAUGAAGGCAGAUGCCAAUGCAACAGAUGUUCAUGGUCAGACUCCUCUCCAUCUGGCUGCAGAAAAUGACCACUCCGAUGUGGUCAAGCUGUUCCUGAAGUACCGCCCAGAACUUGUCACCAUGGCAAACACUAACGGGAUGACAUGUGCCCACAUUGCGGCUUCCAAGGGAAGUGUGGCAGUCAUCAAGGAACUGAUGAGGUUCAACAAAAAUGUGGUGACCACUGCCAAAAACAGGACCAGUGAGUCAACAGCGCUCCACCUGGCAGCAGGCGGAGGCCACAAAGAGGUUCUACAGGUGCUGUUAAAUGCAGGGGCACUCGCUACAGAUGAGAAUGCUGAUGGAAUGACAGUGAUUCACUUGGCUGGAAAGCAUGGCCAUGUGCACAUUCUAGAGGCUCUAAAAGGUCAAGUGUCAUGGAGGAUUACCAGUAAAAAGACUGGACUAUCUGCCCUCCACGUAGCUGCCCACUAUGGCCAGGUGAACUUUGUAAGAGAGAUGCUUACCAAAGUUCCGGCUACUGUCAAGAGUGAGAUGCCGGGAGGAACAGGGGACGCUGCACUUAGUGGAUUCUCCGCAGAGUCAGGACUGACUCCCCUUCACCUGGCUGCCCAGUCUGGCCAUGAAGGACUUGUGCGACUUCUCCUAAACUCCCCGGGGGUACAGGCUGAUGUAUCCACAAAUGCUCAGGGAGCCAUUCCUCUCCAUCUAGCCGCCCAGGGUGGACAUACAGCCGUGGUCAGUCUACUACUUAGCAAGUCCACAACACAGCUACACCUCAAGGACAAACGUGGUCGCACCGCCCUUCACCUUGCUGCGGCUAAUGGCCACAUUGACAUGGUGGCUCUGUUGCUAGGACAGGGAGCUGACAUCAAUGCCUGUGACAAAAAUGGCUGGACCGCCCUCCAUUUCUCUGCCAAGGCAGGUUACCUUACGGUGGUCAAACUUCUGGUUGAGGGGGCAGCUUCGCCAAAGUUUGAGACCAAGGAUGGCAAGGUGCCCAUUUGCUAUGCUGCAGCAGCUAACCACUCGGAUGUACUCAGUUACCUAAUGAGAAAGGAUCACAACACACAACACCUUAUGGAUGAUAAAAAGUUUGUGUUUGACCUGAUGGUGUGUGGGAAGAUGAACAAUAACAAGUGUAUUGAGGAGUUCAUCCUUCUGUCUCCGGCUCCUGUGGACACUGCCGCAAAAAUGUCCAAAAACUUUCGUCUACUGGCAAUCAAGGAAAAGGAGAGGUCACGUGACCUCACAUCCGCUGGUAACUACUGUGAAUUCAUGGCAACGGAGCUGUUGGCAAUUGCGGCAAGCGCUAACAGUGCAGGUACUUUACUGAAGGCAGUCGACUGUCACGGAACACAAUUCCUGGAUGUACUGAUUGAGCAUGAGCAAAAGGAAGUUGUGUCUCACCCUGCAGUACAGAAGUACCUAUCAGACGUGUGGGUGGGUAACCUACGCUGGGCCACCUGGAAGAUUGUCAUGCUGUUCAUGGCUUUCCUGUUUAUCCCGAUCGUGUGGCUCAUCUUCUCCUUGCCACUCAAGCACAGGUUCAACAAGGUGCCUAUUAUCAAAUUCAUGGCUUACCUGGUUUCUCACCUGUACCUGAUGAUCUUGUUCUCGUUAACAGUGGUCUUACCUCUUGUGCCCAUAUGGCAGUCGGGCAGCCUGAUCCCCCACUGGUACGAGUGGCUACUCCUCGCCUGGUUGUCUGGCCUGCUUGUGUCGGAGUUGACUAAUCCAGGAGACCGAGGUGGCCUCGGCUGGAUCAAGGUCAUCUCAAUAGGACUCAGCUCCAUAGGAAUAUUUGUGCAUGUCAUUGCAUUUGCAUUUGACACAGAAAACCGACUGCUCAUGUUGUAUAUCAGGAACCAGUUCUUUGCAUGUGCUCUCCUCAUGUCAUUUGUACAGUUACUAGACUUUUUAUCAUUCCAUCACCUGUUUGGACCCUGGGCUAUUAUCAUCAGAGAUUUGUUGAAGGACCUUACACGGUUUUUAGUGAUUCUUUUAAUAUUUAUAACAGGGUUCACCCUACAUCUCUCAGCGAUAUACCAGCCGGUUUACAGUCCGGUGUCGGAGAACGCUGCACUGGGGACGGGCGUGGGCAACGGUGAACCAGAGACCUUUAUGACCCCUAUUGACACAUUUGAGUUACUGUUCUUUUCACUCUUCGGGCUGGUUGACCCAGACAGUUUACCCACCACCUACAGAAGUCCAUUCUGGGUGAUCAGUCUCGCUAAGAUUGUGUUUGGUAUCUACAUGAUGGUCACCCUCAUCGUACUCAUCAACCUUCUCAUAGCCAUGAUGUCCGACACCUACCAACGAAUCCAGCAACAGUCGGACAUGGAGUGGAAGUUUGGCCGGGCCAAACUGAUCAGGAACAUGAACAAGACUUCCGCAACUCCCUCUCCGCUGAACUUGUUCACAAAGCUCAUCACCUACUGUCGUGUGGCAUAUAAACACAGAGGUAAGCUGUGUUCUGGUCAGUCCCAGGACUAUGUACACGAGGAUGACGAUCUGGACAAUGUGUCCGACUCUCGGUCAGUUGACCUCCUCGCUCACAAUUCAGUCAGCUGGCUACGCAACGUUGUGCGACGUAAUACCCAGGUGGCCCCAGAAGGUGGGUUCUUGCGUGUCGGUGGUCACCAUGGUCCACAACGCCUGGAGGAUGUCGUAGAUUGGCUAAUGGUGGUCAAGAAGUACCUAUCAAUGCAGGGAAUCGAGGAUACUGACCACUCGUUACCCGAGGAAGAGGAUGGCGAUAAAAAUGGAGACCUUACUGGAAAUAUGAUCUACAAAAUGGGGGGAGCACAAGACAGCAAGGAGAAGUCCAACAGGAAACACAAAUCCUAGAUAUGGCACUCAACAUUCAUAAAAGAUCCAAAAUGGACCAAAAGUUUGGAACGGAUAUGUUGGGAGAGGUCUACAGAGGGACCAGGUUUUGAUGUGAUACAGGACAGUGCAAAAAUAGUGUCCAACAGGGACCAGACUUAAGUACUAGAUAUAGCACUUCAAUCCCAUAAAACUUGUAUACUUAAUUGACUAAUUAAGGCUGUGAUGCAAUUGAUAAAAUAAUUCAUGUACAGUUUUCCAGAGAAGUGUAAGUACAGGAAUGGCUGUGAUUUCUUUUAAUGUAACAAUAACUCUUAUGACUGGUACUAAGGAAUAUGGUGAUCUUAACGCUGCAAUCUGUGGAGGAAAGGAAAGACAUGAAAUAAUACCUGUAAUUUGACUGUGAUACUAGAGUAAUUCCCCUUGAGGAACUUGACCGGUGUGUUGCCUAUUUGUACAUAUUGAUACAUAAAUUGUAUAUUUGACGAUGUAUUCAUAUUAAAGUUAAACAAUUAUCAAGUUAGUGCAUUGUAUCACUUGUAAAGGUUUGCUGAAGUGCAUCAUCUAUUCAUUUUAUUUUCUAGACAAUUAAUUUACCUUGCCUCAUGGGUUCUAAGUCUUGUAAUAAAUACAUUUAUUUAACUCAUUCACCCCUGAAGACACAUUUGAACUCUUCCAAUUCAAAGGUUGGAAUAGUUUAUUAUAAAAUUUCAGGGGUAAAUGAGUAAAUUGAAGGUACAGUUUUGAUAUUGUGAUUUCUCACAGCUUCCAGUACAAAAGAAAUGCUUGAUAAGAGAUGUGAUACAUUUUGUUUUCAUAUAAAAACAAUUUUAUGUGAGCUAGGUUUAUUGUAUUUGAUUUACUGAUCGAGGAAAAUGCUUUCACAGAAUUUAAUUCAUGCUGCAACAUGAUAUCUCUCCUAGACGAGAAUUCAAAUUGAGUUUGCACUUUACCAUGAAUACAGAUAUUGAUUUUAAUUGUUAUAUGUCCUGGUUGUUUUACUAUUUAUAAUAGAUCUAUUUAUUUUACAACAUUUUGAAACAAGUGAUUUCAACUUGUAUUAAUCACUCUUAAUGGCCCGUAAGUA